Messenger RNA from Ruditapes philippinarum (Manila clam), 2788 nucleotides. Its product is annotated as multiple epidermal growth factor-like domains protein 10. The transcript has a single exon. Lineage: Eukaryota; Metazoa; Mollusca; Bivalvia; Venerida; Veneridae. The coding region runs from base 210 to 1907 and encodes 565 amino acids. The record is from RefSeq and is a predicted model, not a curated record. Gene Ontology annotation, molecular function: scavenger receptor activity.
CAUAUGGUUACUGGGGAAGUGACUGCCAAGAAUUAUGUGAGACAAAUUGUAGAUACUCAUGUCAUGAGAACACAGGAGCAUGCUCUAGUUGUUACAGUGGUUAUUGGGAUACGCAUUGUCAUAAAAAUUGUCCAGCAAAUUGUAGCUCUUCACGAUGUAACAAACAAGAUGGUAGUUGUUCUCCCUGUGCCAAUGGUUCGUAUGGUAAGAUGUGCAACAAUACGUGUUAUAUAAAAUGUCAGAAAUGUCAUCAAACGACUGGUGCAUGCACUUUAUGUAAUGAUGGUGAAUGGGGAGAAACUUGUGAGAAAACAUGUGUUCCGAAUUGCAAAAUAUGUGACAAGUUAACAGGUGAUUGUCGGAUAUGUAAGCCCGGUUAUUGGAACAUUUCUUGUGAAAAUAAGUGUUCUGACCCGAAUUGUCAUGUUUGUAGUAUUUCUUCAGGAGAAUGUCAGGCGUGUAAAUCUGGACUUUGGGGAGAAAACUGUCAGACACAUUGUGGAAAUUGUACAUCAGGUAAAUGUGGUAAAAGUGAUGGAAGAUGUGCCUCCUGUCAAUUUGGAUUUACAGGACAAAAUUGCUCAAUACUUUGUAAUAUUGGAAAUUGCAGCUCUUACUCUUGUAAUGUGAAUUAUCAGAUAUGUUAUGGUUGUAAUUCUGGAUUCUGGGGAACGUCUUGUAAACACAAAUGCAAUCAAAAUUGUUUAUCCAGCUGUGAUAAAAGCAGCGGAAAUUGUAGCUCUUGCAAGGACGGGCUAUGGGGAGCUAAUUGUAACGAAACCUGCAUGUACAACUGUUCCACAUCAAGCUGUAUUAGAUCAAACGGUAGUUGUAGCUCUUGCAGGGCCGGACUAUGGGGAGCAAAUUGUAACGAAACCUGCAUGUACAACUGUUCCCCAUCAAGCUGUAUUAGAUCAAACGGACAGUGUAGUUAUUGCAUACCUGGGCUCUGGGGUUUAUUUUGUAAUGAAACGUGCAGCAAAGGUUGUUCUGAUAUAGGCUGCAUUAGAAACAAUGGUCACUGUUAUAGCUGCAUAAGUGGAUUCUGGGGUGCCUUUUGCAAUGAAACCUGUAGUGAUUGUUAUUCAAGCUGUGAUAGAAAUAAUGGAAUGUGUAGCUACUGCAAGGAUGGACUUUGGGGCAACCUUUGUGCUGAGUCGUGUGGUCAAGGUUGUUUGCAUUCAAAGUGUAGAAUGAGUAAUGGAUAUUGCAGCCCCUGCAAUAGCUCAUAUUGGGGAGACAGAUGUAACAAGACAUGCAAUCACAAUUGUUUAAGUUGUAGUAAAGUCAAUGGGUUGUGCGAUGCUUGCAAACCUGGGUUGUGGGGAUCAUUUUGUGAAAACAAAUGUAAUCGGUCGUGUCGUUCUGUUGGCUGCUAUAUUGGGUCCGGCGAGUGUAUGGAAUGUGGUUUCAACAGAUGGGGAAAUUUUUGUGAAAAUGUGUGCAGUACAUCUUGCUCAUGGGGUUGUAACAGACAUACUGGUUAUUGCUUAAGAUGUGAAAACAGAUAUUGGGGCCAUGAUUGUUCCAAUAAAUGUAACGACUCAAAGUGUGAACAAUGCUCUUUAACGAAUGGAUUAUGUUCAGUGUGCCAACCAGGUUUUUGGGGUCUCAACUGUAAGUCUACGUGCAAAUCUGAUAAAUGCCUUGAUUGCAAUAAAGAUACCGGCUAUUGUAGUGGAUGUCCCUUGGGACGAUGGGGAUUACUUUGUCAGAAUAUGUGCAGGGAUGGAUGCCCCUGUUGCAGCAUUAGUACUGGAGCAUGCUCAUAUUCUUGCCCGUCUAUUUCAGGUAUUUUCUUUAUAUAUUAUUUUAAGUAUACCUUUAAUAAGAAAUUAAUUUCAAUUGCCUACGUUACAUUGUGGCAUAUGUUUUACGCAGAUAUCACAAGUAUCAUACAUAUUUAAAAUGUCGUACUACAAGAGCCUUUAAAAAGCACAGGCGCAUGCAUAUUUUAUUUAAACAUUUACAUAUUCAAUCAGUUAGCAUUUCCUUCUAUUGGCCAAUAUUGUGAUGAACCAUAUUCGGUUCAGAUGCGUCAGAAUACUGAUUUCCUGUGUUAACGACGCAACACUGCAAAUUCUGAAUCGUAAAAUUGAAGUUUGCGUUUAAAUCUCUAUCAUCGUAAAUAUUUUAAGUGAAAUUGCGCUACAAUGAUAUGUAGAUAUUACGUAACGUCAAUUGUGUGUCCAGGCAAAAUUUCAAUCUUAAACAUGUCUGAGAAGGGUAUAAAUAUUCCACAAAUAUAAAAACUGUAACAAACGACGAAAAUCAGUUUGACGGCGCAAUGUUCCUAUAUCAAUUUUUGCGUAAAGCUGAACAAAUCAACGGCGAGGACCAUGAAGAUGGUAUAGACGUACAAUGUUGGUAUAAAGUCCAAUAUGGUAGAAUGGUGUUAUACUUUUGGCAAAAGCAUUAUAGUGGCGUCAGAUACACACUGAAGGGAGAUUCCGGAAAGGUUAAGACAAAAUGAACAGAAAUGGAAAAAUGGAAAAGUGUAUCGAGAAGGCCGGUGCAUACUUCGAGAAAUGUUUAUUGAUUAACAUUGUUGACGUCAUUUCAUGUUAUAUGAGCGCUCUGUGUGGUGAACAGUGGUUUGUUUCAAGUAACCCAACAACUUGUAACUUUUUGUGUUGUAUGAAUAUUUAAUAUCUAGGCUAAAUCCUGUUUAAUCUAUAAUAUCAAAAUAUCAAAACAAUAUUAAUCAGGAAUAAUAUCGUUGUCCGCGUAAUAUUUUAUGUACCCUCGUAACUACAAUACCUUGUGGUAAGUAUGACAACUUUUUACA